AUGUCAACGACAUCAACAAAUUCUGUUAACAAUGAUCAAUCGUUAAUAUUUGAUCUUCAUAAUGAAUCAUCUCUGAGUUCAUGUUCAUCGUCGCCGCCAACGUCUGCAAAAAUGAUUCACCAUACACAUGAAAAUGAUUCUGGUUGUGCCAGUGACGAUGAUCCAACAUUAGCAUUAAAAAUCAAUAAAGGUCUUUCAAUGGGUUAUGAUUAUGAAUUAAUCAAAAGUGUUAUACAACAACAAAACAAUAGUGAUGAUAUGUCGAAAUUCAUCGAAACAAUUGUACGCACAGCUGAAGUCAAUAGCAAUUUAACUCCGACAACAACACCAACAUCAUCCGUACUUUCAUCAAAUAAAAUAUCUACAGCAACCAAUAGUGAUACUGAUAGUUCUGAUACAAGUAUUCCACAUGAUGUUUACAUAAUUGAUGGCAUUGAUCUUGCAUAUGGUUACAACAAUAAUAAUAAUAAUAAUUCGUUUUCAUGGCGUGGCAUUGAAAUUUGUUUAAAAUAUUUACACACACAUGGACAUAAGAAAGUCUUCGUUGUACUACCUUAUUCAUUAAAACAUCAUCGGCAUGAUCAAAAUUUUUCCGAAUCGAAAUCUUUACGUGAUCUUGAACGUAAAAAUCUUCUUGUUUAUACCAAUCGUAUGUCGAAACAAACAAAUAAGCCAAGUUCAUAUACGCAUAUAAGUGAAAUGUUGAAGUUUUCUCAAAAAAUUAAAGGGCAUUUAAUAACAAACGUUUCAUUGAAAGAUGUUAUAUUAGAUUUUACCAUUUAUAAACAAAUACUAGAAGAAAAAGUAAUAAGAUAUCGUUUUCAAAAUGAUAAUUUUCAACCAUUGUUAGUAACUAUCGUUAAUGAUGAUGAUGGAAAUGAUUGUGAAACACAUUUCCCAUUAUGUCCAUACGGAAAGAAAUGCACAUAUGGGAAUAAGUGUAAAUAUUUUCAUAUUGAACGUCGACAUCAAAAUCAAUUUUCAAUUUCGGAAAAUCUUCAAAUGAAAGCACGUGCAGAAAAAACGAAAAUUCAACAUCAUCUAUCAACGCCGGCUAUGAUGACUAAUAAUGGAUUUCAUCUUACAAAUUCAGGUCCAGAUCAUUUACACAUGUACUCGUCGCCAAUGAUGGAACAAAAUCUUGUUGACGAUGCCCGUAUGGCGUAUGACUAUGGGUUAACAUCGACACCGAUAUCAAAUGAAUUUUCAUUUGUUGAUCAACGUGUUUCACCGAUACGACAGACACCACAAAAUUGGUUUACGACGCCGACUCAACAAUAUCCAUAUAUGAAUAGGUCUUUUUCAAUGCCACAACAACAACCACAGCAACCAACAAAUGAACUUUCGGCAGCCAUGUUCAUGCAUCAACAAAAUUGGGCUCGACAACAAAUGUUUCCUAUGCAGCAACAACAACAACCACCGCAGCAAAUUGAACAGAAUGUUCUUCGAUUUUUAUCAAUGCUUUCUUUACAACAACGAAACAAUGUAAUCAGCAAUAACAACCUGAUGACAAGCCAUAUGCAACAACAACAACAACAACAACAACAACAACAACAACAACAGCAACAACAAGAAAAUCCUUACGAUCAAUCAUCUAUUGAUAGCCAACAAGGUUUAGCUGAUAAAAUUCAAGCUGUUCGCCAUCUUUGGGAAGCGGAAAAUAAAUCUACAAAUCCACCAUCAUUUGUUCAUGUUCAACAGCAAAUACCGGCUGUUGCAGAUUCAAAUAUCUACAAUCCAAUGAUGUCAACAUUUCAACAAUCGACACAAAAUUUUCUUCAUUAUAAUUAA
Rotaria socialis is the source of this 1791-nucleotide messenger RNA. NCBI's taxonomy places the organism in Eukaryota, Metazoa, Rotifera, Eurotatoria, Philodinida, Philodinidae. The record is from the annotation of a GenBank genome assembly.